Molecule: messenger RNA, 2060 nt
Organism: Etheostoma spectabile (orangethroat darter)
Lineage: Eukaryota; Metazoa; Chordata; Actinopteri; Perciformes; Percidae
Gene: noxo1a
Product: NADPH oxidase organizer 1a
Exons: 8
Coding region: 3-1667 (554 amino acids)
Biological process (GO): superoxide anion generation
Cellular component (GO): cytoplasm
Molecular function (GO): protein binding; phosphatidylinositol binding; superoxide-generating NADPH oxidase activator activity
Source: RefSeq, a predicted model, not a curated record
AUAUGUGCCAAGCCAAUCCGCUUCAGUCCCCAAACCAGAGCGAGGCUGACAGUAUCUGUUGCAGCUCACAAUCACAACUGGGCUUUUUAACACUCCGUCCCUGUCGGCUCAUCAUGGAGGCGCAGCGGUAUCCCCUCAGUGUCCGUUUAAUUGGAGUACUGCACAAGGAGAAGAGCAAAACCUACAUGACAUCCGUGCUUUGGUCAGACCAGAAUGAUAUUUUGGUUUACAGGACUUUUCAGGAUUUCAAGAAAUUCCACAAACAAAUGAAGAAGGCUUUCCCACCCGCAAGUAAAAGGAACAAAUCGGACAGAACCAUCCCCAGAUUUCGAGACAAAAAGGUGACCCUAGGCGGCCAGAGGAAAGGUCCCACAAGGUCACUAGUGCGCCUCAAGUUCUUACAGAAAUACUGUGAUGAACUUCUGAGCUGUGACCCGCGGGUCUCCCAGUCUGCAGAGCUCAUCCAGUUCUUCCAAGCCAAAGACCAGGACCUGCUGCCCGACUUCGCCAAUAACAGUAUCAUGGUCAUGCCAUCAGACGAUGAAGUCAGGGCCAAUGCUGGACAGGGCAGCGGCGGUAACGUGACCCAGCCGUUCAUCACAGAGACGUACAGAUGUGUGGCCAUUUACGAGACCAAAGACACCAAGAACAAACCUUUCAAAGUGGCCAAGGAUGAAAAAGUAGACGUACUCAUCAAAGACAAAGCAGGGUGGUGGCUUGUGGAGAACGAAGACAAGCGGAUGGCCUGGUUUCCUGCCCCCUAUUUGGAGAAGCUAGAAGAUGAUGAUGAUGAUGAUGGGGACGUUGAUGGGACUUCUGAAAGAGGAAUGCUUUACACUGUAGUCAAGUGCUACAAAGCCACUAAAGAUGACGAGCUAACCGUGGCCAUCGGUACAGUGGUGGAGGUCCUGGAGAAGUCUGACCACGGCUGGUGGCUCAUCAGAUAUAAUGGUAAAGCAGGUUACAUCCCCACCAUGUACCUGCAGCCCUAUGUCCACCCUCACGUCCGCAUGACAGCCCACCAUCAAGAUCGCAGAGCCUCCUCCUCACAACUCCUUUCCCCAAAUCUGGAACAGCAAUCCAACCAGCUCAGCCACUCACAGGGAAACCUGUUGCAAAUUCCACCCGCCAAGUCUUCCUCACCCCGCCCCGUCAAACCACACAGCCAGCAGAGAUCACACUCUCUAGAUAUCCAUGCUGAUAUAACUCCUGCUCAGCCUGCAGAAAAAAACACUGCCCCUGCUACAAACGUUGCCAACUCACCAAUGACUGCAAAGGGCACCGCUCCGCCCACAAUCAUGGUGGAGAUGGAUGGAGAAGAGGACAAACCUGGCAUUAUCCUAAGAUCAGAUAGCGAGGAAAGCGACAGCAGCGACGACCUCAAUUCUUCAUGGGCGAGCUCGUCAUUCAACCUGAGCCAGAGUUACAACGAGGGACAGCUGCGUUACAGCCGCACGCCUCCCCCCAUGGCAAACAACCGUCUUAACCCGACAAGCGGCCCACAUGGGAAAAUAAUGAUGCCCAGUAUCUCUGAUCCCAACCUCUACAAGGGCCCGACAACACCCAAGGUUCCACCCAGACCGCGGGCCCAGGAGAUCCUCACCCGGUGUACCACGGUCACCCGCAAGAAUGCAAACAAAGGCGGCCUGUCACACACACAGACAUAAUAAGUCAAUGAGAGAGAUGUUGCACCAGAUGCAAUAAGGAUCUUUGAAGAUAGAUUGCCAACAAGUAUUAAGAAAAUGUACAAUGGCCUUCAGUAAAAAUAAAACUCAUGUCUAGACUAUGUUUUAAAUUAUCACUUAUUUUCCAUACUGGAAACCUUGUGUUGUGCCUGAUAUGCAUUUUGACUGUGCUGAGUGUACACAGAGAGAGAUUGAUUUGUUCUUGUGACUGUAGUAAAAGCAAAUGUUUGUCUGAAAUACCACAGUCUAUUUCCUGCUUGCUGGCUUGAAUAGUGGAAUAUGUGUAAACAACACUGAACACCAGUCUGACCAUGUAAAUGUUGGCUGUUUUCACAUGUUACUUAAGAGCUUGGAACAAAUACAACAAUGUUGAGG